AUAGGAAUGAGAAAUCCGCCGCGAAAUAACAAGGAAAAUCGUUGAUCACGCUCGUAGCAUGUUUGGAACAUGGCUGAAUUUGGAAACCAACCGACAACUAGCGCGUCAAGAAAACAAAGGACCUUAUCGGAAAGCUCGUCAGAGAUUUCUUCGGGAGUCGAUUUACAGGAAAAGUUACGGAAGGAAAAGUCGUUUCGCAAAGAGACAGACGAAGUUUACCAACGGCUUCAAGACGAUUACGACGAGCUGCUCAAGAAGUAUGCUCAGGCCGAAAAUACUAUAGAUCAACUGCGAAUAGGAGCCAAACUUAACUUGUACAGUGACUUACCACCACCACAACAGAGCUCAUCUGUAAACGCAACAGUUCAUAAAGAGCCUGGUGUAUUUAGAUUUCCAAGAAGUAGCCAGGCUGUUUUGAGCGAGGGUGGUUUUCCUAGCGGAGAGGUUCCUCGAGGUGCUGACGCCGCUCCACAAAAUGGCAACCAACGAAGUACAACUACUAGUUCUUACGCCGGGUUAAAUCCAUCGAGUCCAGACGGGAGAGGAGCAAGAUUAAGGGCAGCUUUGUCUUCGAAAGUGCAAUACUUUCAGGAGGACGUAGAUGCACUGCAAGACCACGUUAUGGAGGGGCAAUGGGGAGAACCCGAACUACAAGAGUUGAGAGAUAUGUGCGAGCAGUUGAAAGCUCAAAACGGGAAUUUAAAACAAGAAUUAGCACAGAUUAGGCGACUGGAAACUGGACGAGAUCCUGAGUCGUUUGAAAAUGAAAGGUAAGUCAGAUCGUAGGCAAUCUACAGAAAAUUUGAACGUUUUUCUUUCGUUCAAGGUCAAAAGAUGUUGAUGACGAUAUUAUAUCCGGAAAUUGUGUUUGUGUAUUUUUCGUCAACACAAAGAUAUUUUACGUAAACAAAUCCCUUGAGAAACACGGUCAUUUUCUAAGUAGUAAGUUUAAGGUCUUAUAUUGAGAUCUAAAUCGCGAUCUUUCUGACAUUGAACGAACUAAUUUUUUUUACUGUUUAUACAGGUGUAAACAAAAGACGUGUUAAUUAUUCUAAUAAUUGCUGCCAGACUUUGGUAAAAUAAAAAUUUAUGCUUUCAUGUAAAGAGUCUACAGUUGCAGUUUGGGUUUUGUCCAGAGUUAAACUGCUUAAUGAUUAAUCACAAUAAAACCUGAAUUUUUCGGGCGAUCAGUCCUUUCUUAAAACCAAGGAAAAUUGUUAAACAGCUGGUAAAAUUUUUAACGAUUUACAAAAGCAAGGGAACUGAAACCCAUUUAAAAAAAAUAAUUCUAACACCUUUGGUAUGCCUUAUGAAAACAAGAAAAGCAUUGUUGUUUGGUUAAGCUGUAGACCAACAAUAAACUUUUCUAAUUCCUUACUACAGAGUUAGUUAGGUGCUAUUAUUUUGUGUCCUUGUGGUAUUCUUUAUUAAAAUAUAAACCUGCUCCUAGAAAAUUGCUUCGAAACCGUUGUAAAUAUUUUAUUAUCAGUUUUCUUAGGGAGUUUUUUUUUCAUGAGUAGUUUUCACCACGGAUUUUCUCAGGAGGUUCUUAACAAUGCAAUGUAAAUUGAAAAUUCCAUGUACUAAAGUUGCAAUUAUUAUUUUACUAAAUUCUUCAGUUACAUUCUAAAAGGAACGUUAACAUGUAAGUGAAAUAGGUAACGCCCUUGACCUUCAUCUUAAUUGUGACACCAGGCAGUGUAGUUUCACUUAUGUACCAAUUUUUUUGCUGCGUUUCUCUUACUAUCUAUUCCCUGUUUGUCCUUUGAAAUGCUAUUCAUACUAUUUUAAUUUGGACAGUCAAACAAGAAUGAUGAUUAGUCUGCAAGCAGGUGUUUUGAAAUGGCUUUUUUAUUUUGGUCCCAGAAAAGAAGUGAAAAUAGUGUUUUUGUCAUAAAUUAAUUGCCUUCCUGUGCUUGAAGUUUUUUAUACUAUACAUGUUUUUCCUGCCUGUCUUUUGUAACAAUUUAAAACAUGAUUAAAUAGGACUUGAAUGCAAAGCAUGGUCUCCAUGUUGUUGUUAAUAUGUGCAAAUCAGUCGCAAACAUUGCCAACCUAAUUUCUUUCAGUUUUACAACAUCCAGAUGCAGGGUUAACACAAAGUGUCGAUGUAGGUGGCUCGAUAACAAUUGCCAAUGGUUUCAUUAAUGUUUUCAGCAGGAGGGUAAUUGGUCUUCACAGGCAGGCAAAACUUUUUGAAAUGAAAUUCUUCAUAAGAAAAACUUUCCUCUAGAUGGUCAAACCAGGUGGGCAAUUAAAUCGUCCUCAUGUGCCCAGCGCUGUAUGAAGCUACUGCAAUUGCUAGUCUAGGUGGCUUAUUUUACCAUUUUUUAGCUGCCUGAGGUCACAAAGUAGACAGUGACUGACUGUCUCACAUUCAAACUUAUGCAAAGUUCAUUGUCCCACAAUCUGAAUGAGGUGGUUUGCUUCUUACCUUUUUCCAGGUUUGAAUAUUAGGGUGAUUUUUUUAAAAGAGGGCCUCCCAGGGGUUUUGGGCAACAAGAGAACAUGAUCGUUUUAUUUCAAGGGAACAAAGUGUAUUUUUGGGAUGAAUUUGAGAGAACAAGGGGUAUCUCUACUACUAAAGGGAAGCUUGGCAAUUAAUUUCCUAGGGAUCAAGGGAGCAUGUUACCUCCCUUGGGAAGCCUUCAAAAAAAAUAACUAUGGUCACAUUCCUAUCGAAUGGGUGAGGUCGGCUGGAUGGAAAAAUAUUUUGCUCAAGGUCAGGACCCACAGACCUUGUUUUGCUUGGUCCAUAAGUCCUGACCUUGAGCCAAAUAUUUCCAGUCUGGCCCUUCCACCCAGUUAAUAAGUAGAGAGACACCUUUAGUUGAAAGUAAAAAUCCAAAGGUAAAAAUUUCAGGGUAGUCCCUUCAGGGAGCUUACAAAGCAUCUCUAUCUAUUUUAAAAAUAGGUCUCCUAUUGAUAGCAGAGAUGCUUUAUAAGCUCCCUGGAACCAUGACUUGUUUACAAACUGAAGUGCACGUGCUUGUUGUGACGUGGUGUGACGUUGCAAAAUUAAUAAUGUGCACAGUAAGGACAGGCAGUAACAAUGGGCCUGAAGGUCCUAAGGAA
Messenger RNA from Orbicella faveolata, 3075 nucleotides. Its product is annotated as AT-hook-containing transcription factor-like. NCBI's taxonomy places the organism in Eukaryota, Metazoa, Cnidaria, Anthozoa, Scleractinia, Merulinidae. The record is from RefSeq and is a predicted model, not a curated record.